This is a messenger RNA of Cicer arietinum (chickpea), 921 nucleotides long. RefSeq lists its product as uncharacterized. The record is from RefSeq and is a predicted model, not a curated record. Gene Ontology annotation, biological process: meristem maintenance; meristem development. NCBI's taxonomy places the organism in Eukaryota, Viridiplantae, Streptophyta, Magnoliopsida, Fabales, Fabaceae.
AUGGAGGAGGAUGUCCCUCAGCCUCCACAGAUGAAGCAGGCCGCUGAUGAUAUUCAUGAUGCUUCUGCACAUGUUGAUGAUGCUGAUGAGUCUGAUGAUGAUGCUGAUAUUGAUGAUCAGGAUCAGCAGACCGGAUUUCUCGGAGGACCGACGGUGACACGUGUGUUGACACAAUAUGAGCAUCAUGUGGCUCGGAGGCUAUUUAUUACUCACGGAUUGAAGCUGAAGAAGUUUGCCAAAGUUCUUGUGCCAGAUCCUGUAGAGCAUUGGAUUCGGGAAUCUGGGCUGAUGCAUCUAUCUUCAAGCUACCUCACUAUGGCUGAUGUUGGUCUGAUAUCCGCAUUUGUUGAAAGAUGGCACAGAGAGACCAACUCAUUUCAUCUGCCAUUUGGAGAGAUGACUAUCACUUUAGACGACGUCGCGACUCUCCUUCACAUCUCACCACAUGGUAAAUUUUUUGAUGCACCUGUGAAUAUGAACACUAAUAAUGCUGCAAGAGCUGCACAUGAGUACUUGGGUGCAACAUGGGAGGAAGCAUGUGCUGAGAUUAGUUAUAAUAAAUGUGCCCAAUAUAGAUUGCAAUGGUUACGUGAUUUAUAUAGUCGUCUCAUUCAAAAUAACCAGUUUGAGUGUGCGUGUUGGAUUUACGAGCACUUCCCUAGGAUCUGUAAGCGGGGUGAUAGAGAAGCGGUUCAUGCACAUCUUCCAAGAGCGUGUAGGUGGACUGCAAAACAUGUUGUUGAAGGUGGAUUGAUGGCAUAUCGUCGGAGACUUGAUGCGUUGUUGCUCGAGGAUGUAGUGUUUACACCAUAUGAUGAUGAUCGAGCUAAUCAUCCGUUUGUAUCGAUUUUGAUGUUUUCUGGAUAUCUUCGAUGUGGUGGAGUCUCAGUCCCAUAUUUUCCAGAGCGAUGUCUUCAAUAG